Molecule: messenger RNA, 315 nt
Organism: Staurois parvus
Lineage: Eukaryota; Metazoa; Chordata; Amphibia; Anura; Ranidae
Source: the annotation of a GenBank genome assembly
CCACCUGUCAGUGUCCAUCAGUGCCAGCUGUCAGUGCUCCUAUCAGUGCCAGUCAGUGCCACCUAUCAAUGCCAGUCAGUGCUGCCUAUCAGUGCGCAUCAGUGCCGCCUAUCAGUGUGCAUUAGUGCCCAUCAGUGCUGCCUAACAGUGCCACCUAACAGUGCCAGUCAGUGCCGCCUAUCAGUGCCAUAUAUGAGUGCUGCCUUACAGUGCCCAUCAGUGAUGCCUGUCAAUGCCCAUCAGUGCCACCUACCAGUGCCUGCUCAUCAGUGCCCAUCAGUGCCCAUCAGUGCAGCCUAUCAGUGCAGCCUCAUU